This is a messenger RNA of Lodderomyces beijingensis, 3144 nucleotides long. The record is from the annotation of a GenBank genome assembly. NCBI's taxonomy places the organism in Eukaryota, Fungi, Ascomycota, Pichiomycetes, Serinales, Debaryomycetaceae.
AUGUACAUUGAAAACUCCAUUAACGAAAAAUACCUAAGAACGUUGAAUUUGGGGUGUUUUCCGAAAAACGUCCUAAACUUCCAAGAAAGCCAGGACUAUUUCCAGCAGUUGGUGUUCAUCGACUACCAAUUGCAGUUGCUCAUCCAAAAUGAAUUCAAUGGCAAAGAGUUGGUGAGCGUUCUCGAUUACCAGCAAAUAUAUCACGGGUCGGCGAUUGACAACCCCAAGGAGAAAUUGAUCCAGUUGAUCAACUACACCAACUCGAUCCAUGUCAACUACCAGCACGAGCCAAAGACAGCGCGAAGUUUUGAAGAAAACUUGUACUACAUCACGUUGAUGACGAAUUUAUUAUUCUUGGAUGGCAACUUGCCGGAAAUGAAUAGGUUGCUCACGUCAAUCACAGUGACUUACCAAGUCAACAAGAAAGCCCACGCCAAUGUGUCACAAAGCUCCUUGGAAUUUAUACAAUAUCUCACAUGUAGAUAUUAUGUAUUGUUGGGAUUGAGUUUACCGGGCAACACCCAAGUGUGGACGGAAUACUUGGGCCACUUUAACAAACCUUUUUCCAAAUCUCAAGUCACGGCAAACCACUGGUUGGACUUGAUGUUUGCCAAGUUGGCGUUUGCCAUUGGCCAAAAUGGCGCCGUGCAAUUGUCCUUCACCAACAAUGUCAUCAACUUGCCGUUCCACAAAAACAAAUUGUCCACGAUUGCAUUUGCAAAUUAUUUAUUGAGACCCGAGAAUUUGAAAUUGGUCAACAAGUCUUUUAAAACCGAAUAUUCUUCCUUCUUAACGGUGGACAUUAACGAGUGUAUCCACUCGCAGUUGAAGUUCCCCGAUGCAAGCGAUGACAAUACCCAAGUAAAUGACUUUAUCAAUAACCUUUACGAGUCCUUGAGCUAUGUUCCUUUCAACUUGGCCAUUUUCAAACCAUCAUUGUCCAAAAAAUUUCUCGUUGACGCAACAAGGAAAACCUUUCAAAGCAGAAUUGUUUUGUCAAAUUUGAUCUACACUUUGAUUGAUUUGAACGAGUAUGACGAGGCCCUUGCAGCAUUCAACACCUAUAUCGCCUACCUGGAGAAGGACCAAGAACAGUGCCGCGGGUACAUUGAUGACAUUUUGGCAAUCAUUGACACUUAUAGCACAUGUCUCAUUCAUUUCAACCCAUUAAAGGCGUUUAAAAGCGGAAGCAGCAGUCUCAAAAAAUUCCAAUACAGCGACGAGGCCUUUGUUGCCGAUAAUUUAAAGAAAUAUGCUCAGCAGUUGAAAUUGUACAUGACCAAAUUGGGAGAGUUGAUUGAUUUGACCUAUGACGAUGAAAACUAUGCUGGCGAUCGCAACCCAUUGUCGUUCUUGUACAGGAAAUAUAAUUUGAAUGUGUUGCAAUCAGACCACUCGCAGUUUAUCGAAUUGAUUUCGAAAGCAUGGCAUGCCAUUGGAUUUUACCAUUCAUACUUGGCUGUGGGGCAGUCGCCAAACCAAAAGAUUUUGGAUACUCACAUUUACGAGGUCUUGAGAAAUUACAAAAACUCGUUGAUCAUCAACUCUACGGGAAAUGUCCUUUAUUUGUUCACAUAUGCCUUGGCAUUGGCCAACAAGGGCGAAUUGAAGCCAUCGUUGAAACUAUGCAAGUUCAUUUUGAAAAAGUAUCCCGAGUCGUUUAGGACUUGGAACUUGUUGGUGUUGUUGAUCACCUCGUUCAACAAUGACAAUCCGGAAGUCAACAAGCCUGCUGGAAACUACACAAAUAUAUUACCAGAUAAUUUCCUCCAUGAAGAUGACAAUGAAAUUGGGAAUGGGAAAAACCUACCAAACGGAGGUGUGGCAAUUGACCAGCAUGUCAACUCCUACGUCCCGCCCACGCCAACCAUGCGUGAACCCGAGAAAUUCAUCAACAAGGCAUUGAACAUUUCCGGAUUGUACAUCUUGAAACACCAGCAGAGAAACAUUGCCUUGACGAACGAGGCAAAGCAAGAGAUUCUCCAGUUGAAAAUGACCCAGAUGGCGGUUUUGGAGUCAAUCCACGGAGCUCAGUACAUGAUUGACUACAUUCCAGAGGUGUUUGUCCUCUACCACGAAUUAUUUCAAGUGCAAUUGGCACCUCUGUCAAGCUCAAGACAAUUGGGUUCGCGCGAGAAAUGGUCACAUAGACCAACGUUUAUUGAUGCAAAGACUGCUCAUAGUGCCAGCACUACAACACCAAGUGCUAUCCCCAUGCAGCCUAAAAAGGCAGCAACCACGCCGGCUCCUAUAACGGAGAUGCCCAAACGCAGUGAAACCAAAGUUGAUGCUUUGAAACACAGGUCGCAUAAUGCAGUCGACAAGUUGAAGAGGCUCUCGAAGUUGCCGGCGAAGGAAUUGUCGUCGAUGAAAAGAAGAGAGUCGGUUUCCUCGUACAAAUCAGCCAAUCAAGAUGAGUUCCCAAACCACAGUGAGAAAAGACCAGUUGGCAAUGUAAUUGCAGGUAAGGAAAAUGCACCUGUUGCCAACAACAACUACAACACCACCACCACUCAUACUACUACUACCACUACCACUGUUCCUCAACGUUCUGAUCAUCAGCGACACUCGGCUUCUGCUGCGGCUCCACUCCAUCAAGAUCACAUAUUCGAGCGUAAAUUGCUCCAGGAUAUCUGGUUGUGGACUGCGCGCAUAUUCUUGAAAGCCGGUUUAUUGGAUGAAUGCGAGCAAAGUCUUAACGAGGCCGAGGUCAUCUACGAGCCAAACGUCAAGGUUUUCAUUGCUACUGGAUACUUGCACUCGAAGCUGAAAAAGUUCUUUGCGUUGCAAGAGUUUGAGCGGUCGUUGGAGAUUCUUGAUAAAUCGGACAGAUUCAAUAAAGUUGACCAUGGACUAGCCAUCCUUGGACUCGCCAAGCUUUUCCUCGUUGACGACAAGACCACCAAUAGCCUAUUUGUUUCCACGAAAGAUAUGGAUGCAGCCAUCAUCCGGUUGAAGAAUUUGUUGGAAAACUACUCGCUCAGUUGGCCCUAUGGGGUCAACAAUCCCGAAGUUUGGUUCUAUCUUUCCAAAAUCUAUGAAAUCAUCGAUGACAAGAUUCUUCUAACCAAGAGUUUAUGGAAAUGCAUCGAUUUGGAAGAUUUGAGGCCGGUGAGAACCUUUGAAAUUUGUAAUUCUUGUUGA